AUGUCUGGCCCGAAAGCUCCGAUUUAUAUAACUGAGGACGCGGCUCAAACCAUUGUGCCGGUGACCUCUCAUGCUGCCGACGAAGUCUCUGGUCCUCCUCAACGCCAGGCAGCUCAAGAUAUCGACCGCAAAGCUAUCCAAAAUACUCCACAAUCAGCUUUGCUCGAUAUUGAACAUCAACCUGUCGAUGACGACCCGCGACUAUGGUCGAAAAAUCGUAAAAUCACAAUAGUCGCCAUCAUCGCGUUUGCGACCUUGGCUCCGACUUUCUCGGUAAACCUCUAUAAUCCUGCAUUCGCUCAGAUCAAGAAGGAGUUGCAUGCAACCAAUGGCCAAAUUGCCUUAUCUCUGGCAUUAUUCAUUCUUGUCCAGGGGAACGCGCCCAUAAUCUGGAGCGCGGUGUCCGAGAUUAAAGGACGGAAAAUAGUCUAUAUCGUGUCUAUGCUACUCUUUUGUAUUGGUUCGGCAAUCUGUGGCGCCGCGAAGGACAUGAAAGUUCUGAUUGGGAUGCGGAUCGUUCAAGCCGCUGGAUCCAGCUCAGUUUUGAAUCUCGGUGCUGGGACUCUUAGUGGGCCAAUCAUAGGCGGCGGACUUACUGCUGGGUUCUCCUGGCGCGCUACUUUUUGGUUCCUAGUAAUUUUCGCCGGUGUUUCCCUUGGUACUUUUGUGUUUCUACCCGAUACUUGGCGCCGUGAACGUAGUACUUCCUAUCAAGCCGCCAAACAGCGAGCACUGAAGGAGCGUGCGAAGCGAAGCCAAGCGGGGACACCUACCUGGAGUCGAGCCCCUAGUCCAACUAGAAGCGGUACUGUUACGCCGAUUAUUGGUGCAAAUACUCCUACGGACCUGACCCAAGGUUAUGAGGACAAGAAAAAAGCCCAGGAGCAAGUGGCGAACGCCGCCACCACUGUGGUUAAGUCCGAAAAACAUGGAGUGCAAGAUGAAGAUAUCAAACUCUCAAUAACAGACGUAAAUCCCAUCUCCCCGAUUUGGCAUAUUCUCAAGGAACGGUCAAAUCUCUGCAUCCUUUUUGCGAGUGCCCUCUUGUUUGCAUAUCAAUAUGCUGUUGCUUUUACCGCAGCAUUGACUUUUGCAGGGGAGCCAUAUAAUUAUAACUCAAUAAAGGUCGGGCUUGUACUUCUAUCUUUUGGGCUAGGGAACCUUUCUGGAUCUAUUCUGGGAGGUCGAUGGUCCGAUCGUGUCUUGGGACAACUCAAAGCGAAAAAUGGAGGAGAAAGUGUUCCUGAAAUGCGUUUGCAAAGCACAAAACCUGCUUUGAUAUUCUUACCCUUCUUUGUAAUAGCUUAUGCAUGGAUGUGUGAAAAACACGUAAAUAUUGCUGGGCCGGUGGUGGUACUAUUCUUCUCUGGGUUCUGUGCCAUCUGGAUAUAUUCAAGUACACUUGCAUACAUUGUUGAUUCUAACCCUGGGCGAGCAUCUUCCGCAAUCGCUACAAAUAGCUCAUUCAGGGGAAUAUCGGGACUCAUAGCUGCCGAGAUUUCUGUCCCUUUGAAGUUAGCAUCUUCCCCUGAAAGACAUGUUUCUAGUGGGAGGGUUGGGCAAUUAAUUCGACAAUCUAUUGAUGCCGAUAUCCGUUUAAACGUCAACAGAUUGGUACUUUUACUAAAAUUUCCUGGUGUCGUCCUUAAUAACGAACCUUCGCCCAUUCACGACACUUAUUCUUGGCUCAAGGACGUACUGACCACGGCUGAACUUCCCCAUCUCCAAACACUCUCCGCUACGUUCGAAUCUCUGCCGUUGGAUUGGGAAAUUGGUCUCGAGGCACAGCUUUUGGGUGUCAAGAAACUUCAAACGGUUGCUCCGAGGGUUUCACAACUCAUGUUAUCAUCGAACAAAACGCUCUGGAAAAAAUGGACUCCCGCUCCCGGGGAGAUUUCUUUAUAUCCAACUGUUCCUGACUGGACACCUUAUCCAUCAGAAAAUGGUAAUCCUAGACGGGAUCCGUUACGCGAAAGCUUUUUAUGGUGGUUCAAUGCGAUGGGCCUCGAUAUUUUAGGAACACAAGACCAAAUGCUAAAGAGAGAAUUUGUCAAGCAGUUGUCGGAGGCGAUGUGCGAGCGAUGGGAUUAUAGGGAUUAUAGGGCCCUUACUGCAGAUAGCAUACAUAGACAACUUGAAUUUCUCAAUUUGAUUUAG
Molecule: messenger RNA, 2157 nt
Organism: Rhizoctonia solani
Lineage: Eukaryota; Fungi; Basidiomycota; Agaricomycetes; Cantharellales; Ceratobasidiaceae
Product: ricin-type beta-trefoil lectin domain protein
Exons: 9
Coding region: 1-2157 (718 amino acids)
Biological process (GO): transmembrane transport
Molecular function (GO): transmembrane transporter activity
Source: RefSeq, a predicted model, not a curated record